AUGGCUAUUCGUUUAACAGCUGCUCGUUCCUUUUCUAGCUCUGCCAGUCAACCUAUUUGGAUUCCUUUUGACAGAAACUCACUCCCAGAAGAUGAUCCUCGACGUAGUGAACAGUUUAUUGACGAAACAGACGUCGUUAUUGUUGGUGGUGGUCCUGCCGGUCUUUCUGCUGCUAUUCGCUUAAAGCAAUUGGCCAAUGAGCAAGGCAAAGAAUGUCGCGUUAUGGUAGUUGAGAAGGCAGGCGAAAUUGGUGCUCAUACAUUAAGUGGCGCUGUGAUAGAACCUAGAGCAUUGGACGAAUUGAUUCCUGAAUGGAAAGAAAAAGGAGCCCCAUUAAAUACACCUGUCACCAAAGACAACAUGCGCUUCUUGACUAAAUCACUCUCUAUUCCUUUACCCCACCCUCCUCAUAUGAACAACAAGGGCAACUAUAUUGUUUCCUUGAGCAAUUUUGUCAAGUGGUUGGGCGAACAAGCUGAAGAAUUGGGUGUUGAGAUUUACCCUGGUUUUGCUGCAAGUGAAGUCCUUUACAACGAGAAUGGUAGUGUAAGUGGUGUUACGCUGAAUGAUGUUGGCCUGGAUAAAAAUUUUGAGCCCAAGGAUACUUAUGAAAGAGGUAUGGCUGUCAAUGCCAAAGUAACUCUUUUUGCUGAAGGUUGUCACGGUUCUCUCACCAAGACAUUGACAAAGAAAUUCGGAUUAAGAGAUGAAAGUGGACCUCAAAAGUAUGGUAUUGGUCUUAAAGAAGUAUGGGAGGUCUUGCCAGAGAAGCAUAAUUCUGGAUCUGUUACACACACUGUAGGUUGGCCAGCCGAUAUACAUACUUAUUGCGGUAGUUUUAUCUACCAUUUUGAACCAGAACGUCACCUUGUCGCUCUUGGUUUAGUGGUUGGUUUGGACUACUCCAACCCUUAUUUGAACCCUUACAAGACAUUCCAACAAUUCAAGCAUCAUCCUUCAGUUAAGAGUCUUUUGGAAGGUGGUAAAUGUAUUUCUUAUGGUGCAAGAGCAUUAAAUGAAGGUGGUUAUCAAUCCAUUCCUAAACUUGUUUUCCCUGGUGGUGCCCUGAUUGGUUGUACUGCUGGUUUCUUGAAUGUACCUAAAAUCAAGGGUACUCACACUGCCAUGAAGUCAGGUAUGCUUGCUGCUGAAUCUGCUUAUGAAAAGAUCUUUGGCGAGCAGGAAUUAGAAGGCCCUGUCAUGUUGGACAAUUAUGAAGAGAGCAUUAAGAACUCUUGGGUGUACAAGGAACUCUAUGAAGUACGUAAUAUACAACCUUCUUUCCAUAGCUCCUUGGGUCUUUGGGGUGGUUUAGCUUACUCUGGUCUUGACACCAUGUUCUUGAAGGGUCGUACUCCUUGGACAUUUAAGCACAAGAAGGCUGAUUGGGAAUGCAUGAAGACUGCUGCUGAAUCGAAGCCUAUUGAUUAUCCCAAGCCCGAUGGUGUUAUUUCAUUUGAUUUGUUGACAAGUGUGUCUCGUACUGGUACUAACCAUGCUGAAAACCAACCUGUUCAUUUGCGUAUUCGCGAUAAGGACAUCCCUGUUGAAAGAAACUUGGGUGUUUUUGAUGGCCCUGAAAACAGAUUCUGUCCAGCCGGUGUCUAUGAAUAUGUGGAGGAUGAAAACAAGCCUGGAGAAAAACGCCUUCAAAUCAACUCUCAAAACUGUAUUCACUGUAAGACUUGUGACAUUAAGGAUCCUUCACAAAACAUUGAUUGGACUGUUCCUGAAGGUGGUGGAGGACCCCAAUAUGUUUGGACUUAA
This is a messenger RNA of Gilbertella persicaria, 1767 nucleotides long. RefSeq lists its product as uncharacterized. Gene Ontology annotation, biological process: electron transport chain. Gene Ontology annotation, cellular component: mitochondrial inner membrane. The coding region runs from base 1 to 1767 and encodes 588 amino acids. Lineage: Eukaryota; Fungi; Mucoromycota; Mucoromycetes; Mucorales; Choanephoraceae. The transcript has 4 exons. The record is from RefSeq and is a predicted model, not a curated record. Gene Ontology annotation, molecular function: iron-sulfur cluster binding; electron-transferring-flavoprotein dehydrogenase activity.